AUAUUUUUCCCAGACGCGGAGGUUGGGGUCAUGGCGCCCCGAAGCCUCCUCCUGCUGCUCUCAGGGGCCCUGGCCCUGACCGAUACUUGGGCGGGCUCCCACUCCUUGAGGUAUUUCAGCACCGCUGUGUCGCGGCCCGGCCGCGGGGAGCCCCGCUACAUCGCCGUGGAGUACGUAGACGACACGCAAUUCCUGCGGUUCGACAGCGACGCCGCGAUUCCGAGGAUGGAGCCGCGGGAGCCGUGGGUGGAGCAAGAGGGGCCGCAGUAUUGGGAGUGGACCACAGGGUACGCCAAGGCCAACGCACAGACUGACCGAGUGGCCCUGAGGAACCUGCUCCGCCGCUACAACCAGAGCGAGGCUGGGUCUCACACCCUCCAGGGAAUGAAUGGCUGCGACAUGGGGCCCGACGGACGCCUCCUCCGCGGGUAUCACCAGCACGCGUACGACGGCAAGGAUUACAUCUCCCUGAACGAGGACCUGCGCUCCUGGACCGCGGCGGACACCGUGGCUCAGAUCACCCAGCGCUUCUAUGAGGCAGAGGAAUAUGCAGAGGAGUUCAGGACCUACCUGGAGGGCGAGUGCCUGGAGUUGCUCCGCAGAUACUUGGAGAAUGGGAAGGAGACGCUACAGCGCGCAGAUCCUCCAAAGGCACACGUUGCCCACCACCCCAUCUCUGACCAUGAGGCCACCCUGAGGUGCUGGGCCCUGGGCUUCUACCCUGCGGAGAUCACGCUGACCUGGCAGCGGGAUGGGGAGGAACAGACCCAGGACACAGAGCUUGUGGAGACCAGGCCUGCAGGGGAUGGAACCUUCCAGAAGUGGGCCGCUGUGGUGGUGCCUUCUGGAGAGGAACAGAGAUACACAUGCCAUGUGCAGCACGAGGGGCUGCCCCAGCCCCUCAUCCUGAGAUGGGAGCAGUCUCCCCAGCCCACCAUCCCCAUCGUGGGCAUCGUUGCUGGCCUUGUUGUCCUUGGAGCUGUGGUCACUGGAGCUGUGGUCGCUGCUGUGAUGUGGAGGAAGAAGAGCUCAGAUAGAAACAGAGGGAGCUACUCUCAGGCUGCAGCCUACUCAGUGGUCAGCGGAAACUUGAUGAUAACAUGGUGGUCAAGCUUAUUUCUCCUGGGGGUGCUCUUCCAAGGAUAUUUGGGCUGCCUCCGGAGUCACAGUGUCUUGGGCCGCCGGAAGGAAAGUUGACUCAUACUGGUGUCCAGUGAAGAAACCCAGGCGCAUAAGAGGGACAGUUGGAUCUCAGGUUUGUGCUUGAUCUGGAAAAGGAAGAGCAGAGACCACUAGGAGGCACCACUGCACUGCUCAUGAGCCCAGGAGGUGGAUGCCGGGGCUGAGCUCAGGGUGGAGAGAUGUCAUUGCUCAUCCUCCAGGUUCCAGGUGAAAACCCACCUGCCCAGCCCAUCUGGUUCUCCCUGGUUCUUCAAUUCUAGGGAGGACUGUCUUCUUCUCACCUCCCCGGACGAUGCUUCUUGACACAGGAAAGAGGAUGUGCUGCUAGGGUCAUCAUGUCCUGGUUUAUUGUGUUGUCAGUAGAAUGAAAUCAAAAUACAUACUUCAUAAAUAAUAAAAUAACCCAUAAUAAGUAAACAUUUACAAUUUACUCACACCAUUGAGGUUUCCUCCAGGUGUGAGCACAGCUGCAGACACACCUUGUCGCUUCAGUCAGGACACAGGACAGAGUAAAAUGGGAAGAAACCACAGUCACUGCAGAAAGGGCCCCCAUGGAAGAGGCCUGGCAGGGAGGCCAGCUGCCCCAGGGCCACCAUAUUUAGAGAUGACUUCCCCUUUCUAGGCAGGACUGGGAUUUUAAAAUUCUUUUUGUAUUCAUAGUUGUUCUGAAAUUGCAGGAUGAUGAGACCCAGCACUGGUGAGUUAUACUGUCUCUUUCUUCCCUAUUAAAUUCUGUGCCAAACAGCACCUUCAUAUAUUUAUCUCCUCUUCCUGGAGAGAAUAAAAACAAUGGAAAAAUUGAACCAUACAAACAUACUUUAAAUAUGUGCUGUCAGAAGUAGCUACUAAAGGAUUAAUUCCACCAAAGUGAGGGAAGGUUUGAAAAGAAAAACAUUGUAUUCCCAUAUUCAAAGCAGCAUUAUUCACGAUAGCCAAGACAACACACACCAACACAUGAAUGAAGAAAAUGUGGUAUAUAUCGACAACGGAAUAUCACUCAGCCUUAAAAAGGAAACCUGGUCACAGGCUGCAACAGGGAUGAACCUGAAGGACACUGCUAAGUAAAAUAAGCCAAUCACAAAGAAAACCCAAUACUGCACAUUUCCAUUUAUAUGAGGUGUCUAAACUGAAAGUAGACUAAUGGCUGCUAGGGGCUCGGUGAGGGGGAUGGAUGAAUGUUUGUUCAAUGGGCAUAGAGUUUCAGUGUUGCAAGAUGAAAAGUUCUAGAGAUCUGUUGCACAACUAUGUAUUUACAGUUAAUACUGUACUACUGUAUACUUUAAAAUAGUUAAGAUACCAAAUUUUACAUAAUGUAGUUUUUGGCCCAAGGAAAAGACUAAUUAGCCCUGUUACUAAUUUAGGGAAAAAGUACAUUAAUUCAUUAAAAAUAUAUUAGUAUGCGCUUACCUUAGAUACAGAAAACUAUGAGACAAAAAGAGAGAUCCCUGCUACCCCAGCUAUCACCCAUGAACCAGGAAAAUCAGCACCUCCUGAAACUAGACAGAAAGGCUCACAGGCCCAGCCUUGACAUGUUGAAUCAGUCUGCAUUUUGGCUGGAACCCAGGUGGCUCCACUGCAUGUAAAGCACCUUCCCAGAUAGUGAUGGAGGGAGAUCCUAGGACAGUGACUCUGCUCCACGGGGAGAAGCCUCCAGUCCAGAUGGGAGCAGCCAGAAGGGCCCAGGAGGGACAUUUCCAAGAAGAUAAAAUUAACAGAAUGUCCAAAGUGUCCAACGUCUUGAAAGAAUCAUACAAACAAAAGAGAUAUCGAACUUAAAUUAAUGAGAGUUAAUAAAAUAAACAAAAACAAAUGCAAGUAUUAACUCCAAGAAGAACCAAUGUUGUACAGGCAGUGAAAAGUAGUCCAGUUGACAUAUGAGAGGAUUAGUCAUGGUAAAAGAAACAAGAGAUGGCUGAACUAAACAUAAUCACUAUAUAAAUAUACUGGGAAGAGUGAAAGAGAACAAGUACUCUUAACUGUUGCAUCCACCAUUGCGCUGUGCAACAAUGGGUGCAUCUGAAAAAAAUCAAGCAAUAAUAAUAAAGAAAUGGUAGAGAUACAGAAGUAAAGUCAAAAGAAUCAGCUAAAAAACUUGAAAGUGGUUGGCCCCUAGAAAGGCAGAAAUUGAGAAGAGGCAGAGAGGACUCUCAUUUUUCUCAAGAGAUUCUGCACAAAUAUUUGACUCUUUCAAUUGUGCACAAUUAUAAAUUUGAUUAAAAUAAAAACAAAAGCUUCAGUGAAUAUGCAAGUUUAUGUCUAAUGACAACCGCAUUCAACAAUGAUAUUUAAGGGUUAACUAAAAUGUGAAAAUACUUAAACAUGAAACAGGCAUGUAUAAAUGUGUUUUUGACACCAAACGUGAACACAAAUGUGAAAUAAUACACCUGUAAACACAUCUCUGGAUAGAUAGCCCACGAUUGAAUUCUCUACCCCACCUCCUUUACUGGUUGACCUGUGAACACAGGCAGGCAGUGGACCAGGACCCAACUAGGUUCCUUCAUCCUCUUGCUUCUAGGCAGGCCUUGCAUCCACUUUUGCUGCACAGAGGGCUCCCAUCCCUGCCUUGGUCCGUUUCACAGGUGAUCCCCUAACUCUCCCUGCCACCACUGCCUUACCUGAGUGGAGCUGAGGCUACCCUGACCAAGAAGAGCACCACCCAUCUGUGCCCCAAGGCCAGAAAGUUAAAAGGAACCUCACAACAGGGUCAGGAACUAUCCCACCUCCCCACCUACCAAUCAGUCUGAACUGAUAAUGGGAGAUGCUGAUACUUGCUUUACUCAUCCUCAUUCCCAGUUCAUUUAUUCUUCAUUAAUUCAGUCCAAUCUCCCCAGUGGUCACUUAACCCCAGAAGCAGACUGAUCUCUAUUCUUCUUAAUCAGGAAAGUCCAAAGCACUCCCUGUCCUCUCCCUCAUAUCAGACUUCAGCUCUGCAUCUGCAAGAUGCAGAGGUCCUCUGCAAGGCAGGUGUCUUCCCACAGGGUCAGCCCCUAAACACUGGCUGCAGAUGUCCCCUCCAUCCCUUCCCAGCCCUUUCUGUGUUGCUGUGAAUCUGUCCAUCACCGAGAACUGGUGGGGAGAUGUGGGGGAGGUGGGGAGAUUUCUUUGUGCUGUGUCAAGGCAUCAAGACAGACCUCUCCUUCUCUCUUGAACCUCAUACUCUAUCCCUUCCCAGACACUUGAAAUAAAACACAGACCAGAAAUGUCUA
Molecule: messenger RNA, 4388 nt
Organism: Homo sapiens (human)
Lineage: Eukaryota; Metazoa; Chordata; Mammalia; Primates; Hominidae
Gene: HLA-F
Product: major histocompatibility complex, class I, F
Exons: 8
Coding region: 31-1197 (388 amino acids)
Cellular component (GO): recycling endosome membrane; ER to Golgi transport vesicle membrane; Golgi membrane
Source: RefSeq, a predicted model, not a curated record